CAGAUCCCAACAAUGACGCUGAUAUGAGUGUAACACGUGACCUCCAAAGUAACCCUGGAGGACCAGAAGAACUGUCAGACUUCAUCCUCCCCGAUCUGAUAGACUCCCCAGUGGACAACUACAGAGUGGCUAUAUCAGGAGCUCUGGUUAUAGACCAGGGAACGCAAACUACAGCAGCUGAUCCGGUGGCGAGAAGGGGGGUUAAAACAGCUACCCCCACAAGUGUAAAGGGAGCUACCCCGACAAAGGGGGCUACCCCGACAAAGGGAGCUACUCCCACCAGUUUGAAGGGGGCUACUGACUCGGAUAUAGCUACAUCAGCCCUGGAAAGAUGGGCAAAGAAAUAUCAGACAUCUAAAAAUACACCAACAGCAAGACACAGUGCCGACCACAAACCAACAAAAGAGAGAAAACAAUCCAUCGCUGAUCAAAACAGUCCAAGACAUAGCGCAGGGUCCAGUCCUGUGAGCACUAAAAGGAGGAAUAGUCACCAAGGUAACCAUGAUGCUAACCUUGGUAAGUCCUCUCCCUGCCCUUCCAACGCCUCCAAAUCUGAACAAACCGGACCGAAAACACUUAAAACCAAGAUAUACGACAUCUUGGAGAAUCCGGAGACUGGUUUGGUAGCUCAGACUUUUAGUUGGGUAAGCAUGGGUCUUAUUGUACUCUCCGUGGCAACAUUCAUUGCGGAAACUAUGCCCAAAUUCAGAGCGGACCUUAAAAAGCCCUGGUAUACAACUAAUACUGGAAUGUUCUUCUUCGGUUCCGAGACGUUCUUUAUCGCAUUCUUCACUCUGGAGCUGCUCGGGAGAUUUCUCUCGUGCCCUAAUAAGAAAGGAUUUGCGAAAAAUCCUCUGAACAUUAUCGACCUGAUAUCUAUUCUACCUUACUACGUAGAGCUUAUGGUCCCAAAGAGUGACGAUGGUGAAGGGAGCAGUAGCUCCAUGACGUCAUCUCUGGUUGUUCUGCGUGUUCUGCGCUUGUUCAGAGUGCUCAGGAUAUUCAAGCUAGGUCGCCAUAGCAACAACAUGAUAGCGUUUGGGAUAGCGCUGAGGGGCAGUAUGAUGGAGCUGAUGUCUCUAGGUCUCUUCCUUGCUAUUGAUAUUGUCGUCUUCGCCAGCGUGUUGUAUUACUGUGAGAUGAAGGACGAUGGUAGUAUUGCUAUAGAUGAUCCCAACAACUUCUCAAGUAUCCCAGCAUCCUGCUGGUGGGCUGUAGCGACUAUAACUACUGUUGGUUACGGUGAUAUGUACCCUCGCACUUGGCUUGGCAAGAUAUUUGGUAGUUUCUGUGUUUUUAGUGGCAUUCUUGUGAUUGCCUUUCAGGUGCCCAUCAUCGUGGCAAAGUUCACGUGGACCUACAUGCAAGUAAACAAGAUGUCAGACGAAGACACAAUGGAGUCUGUGGAGGAAGAGGAUGACUCAGAGCAAGAAGAUAGCAAACCAGAUCAGUAGUAACACUGUCACUUCCAAACCAGAUCAAUAGUAACGCUGUCACUUCAUGAUCUGUCACUUCGGUCAUUCUUGAGACGUUAUUCAAAACAUGGUUUAUUUUGUUGUGGCAGUGCCAAACAUAUGUUCAGAUAACUUUGAAAUGGACAGUGAUUACAAUAUGAAUAGUGAAUACCAUUCUUCGCUUCUUCGGGGUACAUUUAGUAAUAGUUGUUGUUUUCUGAUAUUAAUUUUAUCGCGUUUACACUUGUUAAUUAAUUAUAAUUUCUUUAAUCUGAAGGUGAGGCAUGAAGAAAAUACCAGGAUUGAAUUAUUCAUUAUACAGAUUUACGUUAAACUUUUGUUUUUAAACGGAUUCUAAAGAAAUUUCAGACGAACAGCGAAUGAGAUUUAAUGAGAAAUAUACUUAAAUUCCGUGUAAAGCAUAUUUUAUUAAUGGAAAUAUAAUCGAAAAUAUAAUCGAUUUAUUUACAUUUCAAUAAAUUAAUCGAUCAAUUAAGGUACUUACCCUAGUAGGGUUAAGCAUGUUCUGCUCUGCUAGGUCCACUUUGGUUAGUACAAAUAUCGUCCUCUUCCCUUUAGGGUCAUGUGCCUGGUAACAGACAUAGUAUCGGAACAGUUUAACAUCCAGUACAUAGUGCUCGAUGAACUUAAAACUUGUGGUGUAGUGCUGCAAAUGUUUUACGUCUCGAAUUUUAACAUCGAUUAUAAA
Messenger RNA from Bolinopsis microptera, 2163 nucleotides. RefSeq names its product shaker-related potassium channel tsha2-like. Gene Ontology annotation, cellular component: membrane; voltage-gated potassium channel complex. The record is from RefSeq and is a predicted model, not a curated record. The transcript is spliced from 11 exons. Gene Ontology annotation, biological process: potassium ion transmembrane transport. Bases 24 to 1454 code for a protein of 476 amino acids. Gene Ontology annotation, molecular function: voltage-gated potassium channel activity. Lineage: Eukaryota; Metazoa; Ctenophora; Tentaculata; Lobata; Bolinopsidae.